Messenger RNA from Pseudogymnoascus verrucosus, 2210 nucleotides. RefSeq names its product ribonuclease T2-like. Gene Ontology annotation, cellular component: extracellular region. Lineage: Eukaryota; Fungi; Ascomycota; Leotiomycetes; Thelebolales; Thelebolaceae. Gene Ontology annotation, biological process: RNA catabolic process. Gene Ontology annotation, molecular function: RNA binding; ribonuclease T2 activity. The transcript is spliced from 5 exons. The record is from RefSeq and is a predicted model, not a curated record. The coding region runs from base 512 to 2083 and encodes 523 amino acids.
CGCCGACCCGCCCUUUACCGUGCUUAGAGCAAGUAAGCCCGCCAUAAUCCAUCGCAGCUCAUCUUAAAUAAUUCUCACUUUGGCGUCUUCGACGCCUUAGACGGCGAGAACCACACAGAAACUCCUUCUAGAGCAACUUUAGCUGGAAUAGCCUCCAACUAUCGACUGAAUACCAAGCAAAACUAAGCAAAAUUAUACAAAAUGUGACAGCAGACAUCACAAUUCGGCAUAGUGCCGCCAUUACGCCCCAUGAUGUCUUGUUUUCGCCGAGUAAGAACCCGCAUUAGCUUGUUCCCUGUGGUUAUCAAGAUCGACACGUGGGGUACUUUCAACAUCUUCCACGGCUUCGACGGCUUCGAUAAUUUGCGCCUCGAUCUGAAGCCUGCUUCUUCGAAUUCCAUAAGUAUGCCCGAUAUGCCCGCUAUGUCUCCUUUGGCUUUUCUCUCCGCUGCAAGAGCGCCCAUCCUUCCUUGCUUUUGCUCCCUCGUUCGGCGCAUUUCCCAAUCACAAGAUGGUUCCUUCGACCGUGUUCCUACUGGCCUCGCUCGUGCCGAUCGCAGCUGCGGUUAAGCACGUCGAGAAGCCAACCGUCUUUGUUUAUGUCUGCGGGGAUGAAACAUCGACUAGCUUCCCCGGCGAUCAUGCCUCAACGAGAAGACCUGCGUUAUCUUCCAGCGGCGUUGCCAGUGGUGUCGAUAGCACCACCGCGCCCGGCUCGUUCCUGACCAGCACCACGAUCGGCGAUGCGACCAGCACAUCUAUAAGUAUAGAGCUGUCGACUGAAUCAGCUUCGCCAACUGAUUCGGCUUCGUCGACUGAUUCGGAUUCGUCAACUGAUUCGGCUUCGUCAACUGAUUCGGACUCGUCAACUAUUGUCGAGACUCCCACCAGCAGUGUUAUCACCACUACCGGCAGCACCGUCUCCUCCACGUCCGAAGCACCAACGAGCUCCGCGACCACCCUCCCUCCCACUCCAAUGAGUUGCGCCAACGCGCAGCUGAGCUGCCACAACACGACCGCUGUUGCCGACCUCUGCUGCUUCAAUGCUCCCGGAGGACAGCUGCUCCUGACCCAGUUCUGGGACACUGCCCCCAGCACCGGUCCUGCUGAUGCGUGGACCAUCCACGGCCUCUGGCCUGAUCGUUGCGACGGCACCUACGAUGCCAACUGUGAUGCGUCGCGCGAAUACACAAACAUCACUGCUAUCCUGAACUCGUUCGGCAAGACGGACCUGCUCACUUACAUGGACACCAACUGGAAGGAUUACCAGGGCAAUGACGAGAGUUUCUGGGAGCACGAGUGGGGCAAGCACGGAACUUGCAUCAGCACUCUCGAUACGACGUGCUAUGACAACUACAAGCCCCAAACCGAGGUUGUGGAUUACUUUGAGAAGGCCGUCGAGCUUAACAAGGGAUUGAACAGCUACAAGAUUCUCGCCGACGCUGGCAUUACUCCAUCUCAAACUGCCACCUACACGCUUAUCCAGAUCCAGAACGCACUCAAGGCUGCCCACGGAUUCGUCCCAACACUGGGAUGCAAGAGCGGCGUUCUGCAGGAGAUCUGGUACCACUACAACGUUCUCGGCAGUGUUCAAACCGGCCAAUUCGUCCCAACUGAGCCAGAUGGAACCAAGUCCACCUGCCCCGCCACCGGCGUCAAGUACCUCGUCAAGUACGCCACUGGCACCCCUUCUGGCACCGCGACCGCACCAGCCCCAACUGGAACUGGUGCUCCUUUCUCUGGCAAGGGUUUCCUCCAGGCCUACACCAGCGGAUCUAACAAGGGCUGCCUGAUCGGCGCUGGCACCUGGUACACCACUGGCACAUGUGCUGGAUACACCGCCACUGAAUCUGGCGCCGGAUUUACGCUCAAGUCCAGCAAGGGAGACUGCGGUAUUGUUGACAGCGUGUUCACAUGCGCGGCUGGCGUUACACCGUCGGUUUUCACUGAUUCUGCUGGUCUUUUGGCCUACGAGGGAUCUUCUAACUUCUACACCACUGCUGUCCCAUCUGGGUCCGUGCAAGGAAAGGUUACCACCGCCCAGCAAGCUGUUCUUGUGACUUUCAAGUGGCAGAGCACUUAAGCACUGUAGCAGUGUCUGUACGCAAAAACCAUGGGGUGGGGGGAUAGUGGAUAGUUAAUAAUUGAUAUAUUGUACAAGUUAUCCUAUUGUUUCGAUUGCCAUAAAACUUUCGAGAAGAUAGUUCUGU